AUGAGACCACCUGGAUUUCAGCAACAAGGGCCAUCAGGAUUCCAACAUCAGCAAUACAGACCUUUCCAGCAGCCACCUGCACCGCAACAGUCUCAACUUGCUGCUCAGGAGAAGAAGCCUCAAUUGGAGGAGAUGUUCAUGCAAUAUAUGGCUAGCCAGGACACUAUGAUGAAGAAAAUGGAUGCAAAAAUUGAUAAGGUUGCUCAGUCCAACCAAGCAUCCAUUCAUAAUUUAGAGGUGCAAGUAGGUCAGUUGGCUAAAUUGGUUGCAGAAAAAGAUCGAGGUAAGUUUCCUAGUACGACUGAAAUAAACCCUAGGGAAGGAGCUAUGGCUGUCACUUUAAGAAGUGGUAAGAUAUUGAAUGAAAUUAUGAAAGAAAAUGAACCCAUGAGUGUUGAAAAAGAGAGUGAUAAAGAAGAAGAGAAAGUGCCUAAAGAGAGUUCUAGUGAUCAAAACCUCACUUCCUCUACAAUUAAUAUUCCUUUUGCAGAAACACUUGCCAAUAUGCCAUCUUAUGCCAAGUACAUUAAGGAAAUUGUAUCUAAUAAAAAGAAAUUGGAAGAGUUUGCUACUGUGCAUCUAAAUGAGGAGUGUGCCAGUAUUAACCUUAUGCCUUUAACUCUUUUUAAGAAAUUGGAAAUAGUUGAAAUGAAGCCAACAACAAUCUCUCUUCAACUUGCUGAUAGAUCAAUCAAGUACCCGCUUGGAGUAGUGGAGGAUAUCUUGGUAAAAGUUGGUAAAUUUUAUUUUCCUGCUGAUUUUCUGAUUCUUGAUAUGGGUAGUGACACAGAUACAUCUCUUAUACUUGGUUUGGCGCAGCAGUAA
Molecule: messenger RNA, 825 nt
Organism: Ipomoea nil (Japanese morning glory)
Lineage: Eukaryota; Viridiplantae; Streptophyta; Magnoliopsida; Solanales; Convolvulaceae
Exons: 4
Coding region: 1-825 (274 amino acids)
Source: RefSeq, a predicted model, not a curated record